Molecule: messenger RNA, 4817 nt
Organism: Thrips palmi
Lineage: Eukaryota; Metazoa; Arthropoda; Insecta; Thysanoptera; Thripidae
Gene: lqf
Product: epsin-2
Exons: 13
Coding region: 225-1910 (561 amino acids)
Biological process (GO): endocytosis
Cellular component (GO): clathrin vesicle coat; endosome; plasma membrane
Molecular function (GO): clathrin binding; phospholipid binding
Source: RefSeq, a predicted model, not a curated record
UGGGCAACCACUGAAGAACAAAGGAAGAAGAAAAAGAGGACGAUGAUUCGUCGUGAAGGUUUUCAUUCAUCAAGUACACUUACGUGGGUUUACAUCUAUUCUUUCUUUUGUGACUCCUGUUUAUCGUCAAUUUUAGUAUAGGCGCUUGACGGCGCUUCUGAAUAUACCAUCGAGAACUGAAAGAAAAGUAAUAUUGCUGGGGAAAGACUGAAAAUUCUUAAAGGAUGCGGAGACAAAGGGAGGAUAUGCAAGUUAACAUGGCCGGACUACGCCGACACAUAAUUAACAUUGCACACAAUUACUCAUCUGCCCAAGUGUUGGUCCGUGAAGCUACAAGCAAUGAUCCAUGGGGCCCAAGCAGCCGACAGAUGGCUGAAAUUGCUGACCUUACCUACAAUGUUGUAGCAUUCACUGAGAUCAUGCAGAUGCUAUGGAAACGUUUGAACAGUGAUGGCCGCUAUUGGCGACAUGUCUACAAGUCCCUGUUAGUUCUUGAGUAUUGCAUUAAAACUGGAUCCGAGAAGGUUGCUCAGCAAUGCAAAGAAAAUAUUUUUUUUAUUCAUACUUUGCAAGAUUUCCAGUACACUGAAGACGUUAAAGACUUGGGUAAAAACGUUCGUGAGAAAGCCAAGAGUCUUAUUGCCCUCUUGAAGGAUGAUGAGCGAUUGCGUAAUGAACGAGCACGUGCUUUGAAGGCUAAAGAGAGGUCUGCUCAAAAUGCAUCAGCCUUUGGUAGCGACGGUGGUGACACGCCUACAAGCCCUCCUUUCCUCUAUGGUGGAACAUGGGGCCCUCCUCCUCCAAGUGAAAUGGAAGCAGCUGCUAGGGCUGUUGGUCCAGAACUUGAAUGUGCUCGCCCACAAACGGUUGGUGAAGAAGAACUCCAACUUCAACUAGCCCUGGCUAUGUCUCGAGAGGAAGCUGAGCAGGAAGAGCAGCGUAGAAGAAGUGAUGACGUGAGACUUCAGUUAGCUUUGUCUCAGAGUGAAGAUGAAUUUAAGAAUAUUCCUGGUCAUUCUGGUCCAGCAGAGAAACAAAGCCAUUUGCUUGAUCUCCUGGAUGUUAGCCUUGGCCCUGUUGCCGGUCCAUCUUCUGCUGGAGCAGUGGCAGGGGCAGCUGCAGCUGUUGAUCCUUGGGGAAUGCCAGCUCAACCACUUCCUCCUCGCCCUCAAGUGGACCCAUGGAAUCUUCCUCAACCUUCCACUGCAUCGGCAUUAUCAUCUGGCCUAGGUGGUAGUGGGGCUGCUGCUGCAACUGCCUCCACUGUUCGAGCCAGUGCCCAUGAUCCUUGGGCACCUUUAGAAUCAACUCCUCCUAAACCAGCUGUUGACCCAUGGAAGGCUGCUUCUCCAGUGGCACCCAAAGUUCAUGAUCCUUGGUCACCUUCCUCGGCAAGCUCUGAUCUUGCCACACCAUCGAAUAAUUUGCACAGUCCAGCCAGUGACCUCGAUGACUUUGACAUCAUCUCUAACAGGGAGCGGCCUGGCCUGAACCAAGCCAGCAACAUAAACACAACCAACAACAACAGCUCUGAUUCUUUAGACUUUUCAGGCCUUGGUGAUGUUUUGAGUGAAAUCAAGCCAAGUGUCAAGAAGAGCCCUCACAGUUUCCUUGGAGAGAAUUCUUCCCUUGUCAAUCUAGACAAUCUGGUUACAAUAAGCCCUAAGCCAGCACCAGCACCAGUACCGCAGGGGACGUUUGGAACCGUGAACCCGUUUUCGUCAGGACCUGCUGUGCCAGCUCCCGUUGGUACCGCAAGUAACCUUUUUCAGCAGCAGGCUGCAGCACAAGCAGCUAGACCAUCCAUUAAUCAAAUUCGACAGCAACCGUUUGGAUCCAGUGGCACGGCUCAGCCUUCAUCAGGAUUUGUUCUGCCCCAGCCACUUCAACCAAACCCCUUCCUUUCUUAAAUUUUUUGCUGUGACUGAAUAGUUAUUCUGGAAACUUUGCACUCUUCUGCACCCAUUUUUAUUGUUCUUACUGAUGUGUGUCUUGAUGAAGCAUAGUAAAUUCAGCACAUUCCAUUGUUGGUUUUGUCAGAUGUUCUAGGAUGUGUCUUGGAGUUUUGAAGUUGUGAAUGAAUUUAAUGAGAGCCUUUGCCUGCCACACUCUCAAAAUCUAAAAAUAAUGUGCUGACAAUUUCUGUGCUCAUGUACAUAUCAGGGCAGAACACUCACUUUGUUUUUGUCAUGAUAAAUCCUUUGAUUUUCAGUAACUUUUCAAAAAUUGACUUUUUGGGACCAGGACUUAAAUCUUUUGUACUUCAGCAUUCCAACUUUCUAUCUGGUUCUCACUGCCUUAAAUUAUUACUCAGAUUUGGUACUUGAGCUUGUAAGGGCUACUUUGGUGAAUAAAACUUCAAGGCAGCUUUUUAUUCUAAAUUGAUAUUUUUCUGUCCGUAUUUCUGUAUUUUUGUUUCAGGAUCAUAUGGAAAGAGUAGACGUGAUUUCUGUUGAGUCUUAUUUAUUAUCAACUUGACAUGCAGCCUAAUGGUUCUUGUCAAGUUUAAUUUAGGUGAAGAAAAAACAACUAUGAAAAGAAAUAUUUUGAAUAGCUGAAGCUCUUCACAUUAUAAAGUAGUGUUUGGAUAUGAUGAUGAGUUUUAUUAUUUGUUAUUGUUUGUGUAAGGAAUCCAUGCAGUAAAUGUCAAUUUUCUAUCUUGCUAUUAUGACAUGGUUUACAGAUUGCAUUUAGUAACUUGUUAAAGGAGAGAAAAAUAUAGCAGUUACAUUGAUGAUAUGUUCAGAUUUGUCCAUUUCUUAUCUUCUGACGUGAAAGUACACUGAAAAUGGGUCUCCUGUUCUUAAUUUUGCAACCACGACCUGGUUCUUGGUAUUAAUGCACUCUGAAUCCAAAUUGUCAAAUUAUUUAAAUUUAAUUUUAAGCAAAACAUAAUAUAAUCCUUCUCUUUGUGAAUGAAAACAGACUUUUAUGAUUCACAUAUUCAUGUGGGCUGUAAUUAUUUGAAGUGAGUUUAGACAAUGGGGGUUUUUCUACUUUUCAACUUCUUUCCAAGUAUCACUAAGCUUGCUCAAGGAGUGACAUCUAUUUCAGAUUUGUCACAUUUCUGGUAGUUGUAGUUUCCAUAGUAUGCUCCUUGGCAAAAUAUGUUGAUAAUCUUAAUUUGUUUUUGUAUCUGUGUAUGGUUAGCAUUUUGCUUAAGUUGCUUGUUGCUCAUAAUUGCUGUAUUAACCAGUUUUGUCUUUAGUUUCUUCUUUCCAAAUCUUUCCAUUUAAUAGAUCAGUAAAUGUGUAGUCCCUAUAAUCUAUCUGGUGUUGAGGAUGGUGUGCUGGGCUAUGCUGUAUUGAAAUGUGCAAUACCUUUUGAAUCUUAUAUUUUAUUACUGAGUGUCCUGGUAUGUUGGUUUCACUCAUUCUUAUCAUGCAAUUCAAUUGCUUUCUUUUUUGUGAAACCAUUUUUUGGAUAGGAGGCUCAUUAACUGACAAACCUUCAUUUGGAGACAACAGAGGAAAGCUCCUAGCUUUACCUCAUUGAUGAAUGUAAAAAUCAAGGCUGUUCUAUUUUAAAAUUAUUUAUCCUAGUUUUGCUCCCAAAAUUUGUCCAUGGUUCUCUUGCAUCAAAGUUUCUACAUUCAUAAUUUUAUCUUCAGCUUUGAAAGUAUUUUGCCUAGCGCUUGUUUGAGAGAUCAAUUGUUCUGUAUCAGAAAUCCAUUUCUUGGAUGACACACGAACAACUUGUGGUAUCGAUUAGUUAGACUCUUGUAUUAUCCUUCACUGUGAUUUUGAAACGUCCUAUCGUGUUUUUUCAAAACACUUCCUUUGCAGAACGACUCAUGGCUAAACUUCGCAGAUUGGUGUCUAGUGUCAUACAUUUGCCAACAUUCAAUGAAAUUAAGAGAAUGUUUGUAUUACAAUCGAUUUUUACUGUUAGAAGUACCAAGUACUGCCCCUUUCAAAAAGAUUUUUAAUGACCGACCUUUCACUGUAGAGAAGACUGACACAAUGUGUGCACACUGUGUUUCAUGUUUCCAUGUUGUGUAUUUGCGCACUCAAAAGAGCACGGUUUUACCCCAGUGCAAUUGAUGACCAUGUGACAUAUUCUUGGCUUUAAUAAUAGUGUUCUAGUGUGAUUUUACUAUGCUUCCAUCCAGCAAACUUAAAGGGUAUAUUUUACAAAACGAACUGUUUUUAUGGUUCCAAGAUUUAUGGAUACCUUUGCGGUAUCUGUAUCUCUGACAAAGGUAAGGUGCUGGUCAAAUUUGAGGAAAGGACAUUUUUGAACCCUCUUCAUUCUCAAACUUGAUCAUUUUACUUUUUCUCUUUCUCAAAUCUGCAGUAGUAAUGGUUUCUUGGUUCUGUAUGAAUUAGAGUAUGUAAAUAAGUUUGUAAUAUAUGAAAUUUAUAUGUUAAAUAAUGUUGGUUGAUGUGGACAACCGUAUUUUUGUACAUUAUGAAAGUCUAUUGGUUAUGAUAUCAUUUUUGGCAUGGAACAAAUUGGAGGAGGGUAUUAACUGUAGCCUAAUUCAUUUUUAAGCAGAGGCAAUUUACAUGUUCAUGAAUUAAGUUUAUUGUAACCUUUAUUUACCCAUAUGAAUAGAUUCAUUCGGUGUAGAUUCUGAAGUAUUAUAAGACUAGAAAAGCAUUUAUUUCUUGUUUCAAACUUAUUUUGUUUUAGACAUCUUACAUGUACUUGAGGAGUGAUACUGAUGUUGGACUGCAGAAAUUAUUUCCAAUUUCUGUUGAAUGUUCGUCCGAGACUGAUUGCAUUCUUUGGCUGUAGUGGUGCGCAAGCAAACUGUCAUUUCGUUGAUGUUUUUGUAAACCAUGCAGUAAUGCUAAUAAAAUGAAAGACGUCAA